Messenger RNA from Lingula anatina, 1790 nucleotides. RefSeq names its product UDP-glucuronosyltransferase 2B10. The record is from RefSeq and is a predicted model, not a curated record. NCBI's taxonomy places the organism in Eukaryota, Metazoa, Brachiopoda, Lingulata, Lingulida, Lingulidae. Gene Ontology annotation, molecular function: UDP-glycosyltransferase activity.
GCAAAAAACCCUUCUGACGACCGUCCAACGGGGCACUGUGACUGUGCGGUAUUCUUAAACAUGUUCUUUUCCAGAGCAGGUUUGACUGUACUUUGUUUGGUAUUUCUACUGGUGUUUGUGCCGCACACUUGUAGAAUCGCUGGAAAAAAGAAGAUAUUGAUCUUUCCUUAUACGAAUGUUUACAAUUCGAGGACCAUGAAUUUGGAGAAGAUCGCUGUCAUGUUGAAGGACCACGACUUCCACGUCACCAUGUUGGUCUCUCACCACUAUGCACCUAAAAGGAAUAUAGAUGGCGUCAACCUAAUCAGGUAUAAAAUACCUGAACUGCAGAUGAAUAAGGGGGGAGAAUUCGACUUGGACAGAUCACUACGUUACAUCGAGAAAGACGUGAUACCAUUGCUAAGGCAAGUAGAUGAGAUGGAUUUCGCAGUGUGUGAACAUCUUCUCAGUAGCAAUGGCAUUUUGGACAAACUGAGAGACGAAAAGUUUGAUCUGUUAUUUUUCGACUUUGUUAAUGUAUGCUCGGGUCCAAUUAUAUAUGAAUCAUUUGGUAUCCCAUCCAUUAUGUAUUCCAAUUUUGGGUUUAUGGAAACUUGGACUUUAUUCAAGCAGCCAACGUUUUACUCUUAUACACCGGGUAUAUACAGUUCCUUCUCCGAUAACAUGACAUUUUGGGAUAGAGUGCAAAACACUGAUAUGCUACUGGACUUGGAAAAGUGGGCCAGUGAUAGAAUAGACCAUAUUGAAAGAAUGAAGGCCAAGUACCUGCCAAACAACAACUGGCCACACGCUAAGCACUCGUUUGAACGAGUAUCUUUAAUUAUUGCCGCAAAUGUUAAUUUUGCUCUAGACUACCCGCGACCUGUCAUGCCCCACGUGAUACCAAUUUCUGGACUUCUUUGGACCCCGGCUAAGCCUUUGCCCAAAGAAUAUGAAAAUAUUGUAUCUGCUGCCCCUAAUGGAGUCAUCUUGGUAAGUUUUGGGACACUUGUGCCCACGUUCAGUAUUGAAAAGGCGGAGAUUUUGGCCAGAGUGUUUUCCAAACUUUCACAGACAGUAAUCUGGCGCUACCAAGGUGUUCCUCCCAAAUCUGUGGGUAAUAACACACAUUUAGUAGAAUGGCUGCCUCAAAAUGACCUUCUUGCCCAUCCUAACACCAAACUGUUCAUCACCCACUGUGGAGUAAGCAGCACGUGGGAGACACUGUACCAUGCAGUUCCCGUGGUUGCAAUUCCACUUCUUUGGGAUCAACACCACCAUGCAAGGAAAUUGAAGGAGCGCGCGAAAAUAAGUGAAACUGUAAACUUUGGUACCCUAAACGAGGAAGAAUUAGAAAGCACUAUUCUCAAGGUCGUAAGUGAUAAAUCGUAUAAAGAGAACGCGAUUAAGAUGUCUAAACUUCUACAAGACACCCCAAUGUCGGGACAGGAGGAACUGUUGUAUUGGAUUAAGUAUGUAAUACGACACAAUGGAACUCUUCACUUUCACUCUCAUGCUGCUUACGGUCUGAACUGGUAUCAGUAUUAUCUAUUGGAUGUCAUUUCAUACAAAGCUGCAGCGAGUUGUUUAUAUUAUUUAACUUGGCUUUUGCCUUUAGUCAUUGUCUGGAAAGUAUUUAGAUUUGUGUUCAUUCGUCUGAAAUGUCUGAUUGCAUUUUUGCACCCUUGAGAAGUGAAUUGAUUAGACAUAAGGCGUCAUUUUGAUAAAUUUAUUGAAAAACUCAUUAUCAGUACACGGGUAUUUAUACCAUUGUUUGCUGACAACUUAUUCACAGUAUGGCUCAAAUUUCA